This is a messenger RNA of Fusarium verticillioides 7600, 2220 nucleotides long. RefSeq lists its product as hypothetical. Lineage: Eukaryota; Fungi; Ascomycota; Sordariomycetes; Hypocreales; Nectriaceae. Gene Ontology annotation, biological process: positive regulation of transcription from RNA polymerase II promoter by galactose. The coding region runs from base 1 to 2220 and encodes 739 amino acids. Gene Ontology annotation, cellular component: nucleus. Gene Ontology annotation, molecular function: zinc ion binding; DNA-binding transcription factor activity, RNA polymerase II-specific; RNA polymerase II cis-regulatory region sequence-specific DNA binding. The record is from RefSeq and is a predicted model, not a curated record. The transcript has 5 exons.
AUGCCUCGCCCCAAAGUACGCGCCGAAGAUCGUAGACGCGCUGUCAUAGCAUGCGUGCCUUGUCAGAAUAGCAAGAAGAGAUGUGACGGGCAGACCCCAUGCGCAAAUUGCCGCCGGCGGGACUACGUCCCCUAUUGCAUCUACGACCCCGAGGCUGCUCGACCGCGUCGCAAAGCACAACGUCGAGCGAUGAGCCGGAGUAGUGAUAUUACGGCAAGCGGUAACGAUGACUGCUCCAGUCUCGAUUACAUUGUUUGUUCUGACGUAGCAUUGUCCGUCAAUGAACGCGAUACACCUGAGCGGGUGCAGGUACCUCAGACGCCGGAGUCGACAGCGGGACAACAGACGAAUGAGACUCCCGACACAGCGUUCUCGUCUUGCUUGUCAAAUGUUGAAAGUCAAGACAAGGGUUCGGAUGGGGAGAACCUAUCAAUGGGCGAUUCCGCAUCACUCUCUUUCCUCGACUUCCUCCGUCACACAUUUCUCUGUUAUAUGGGGCCAUCGCCGUUCACUGAUAAGGAGCGCGCCAAGGCUAUGCUCGAGUCAUCGUAUCCUCAGGCCUCACAUGAUAUCGCAGAAGACAGCCCAGACAGCCAACUAACCUUGGAAGAGAAACGAGAUUAUAUCCAAAGGUUCUUAGUGGCGACAACUGGCAUCAUAUACAUUUACUCCCCCAAGCAACUAUACGAGCUACUAGAACAGACUGAAGACGACAGUGACUCUGGUUCGUCCAAACCGUGUCAGAAACGUGCCAUAAUCGACUUGGUUAUUGCCGUCGGCGGACAAGGUUGCAGAACAAGCCCCAAGACUCUUUAUCACGCACAGAAGCACUUUGAUCGUGGUCAAAAGGUGGCUUUCGAGGGUAUGUUACUGGACCCUACAGGCGAUCUAGUAGCUAUCUUUCUGCUCAUGGGUAUCUACAUGGUCAAUGCGUGCAAGAGAGACGGGGCUUUCAUCUACCUAGGUGUUGCGACCCGAGUUGCACAUGCCAUUGGCCUACAUCUACCUGAGUCUUAUCGCAAUCUGUCACCAGAAACACAUCGAUUCAGGCUUCAGGUAUGGAAAAGCCUGCGUAUUUUAGACAUCGCAUUCGGAGGAGUCCUCGCUCAAACCCCAGCAUCAUCGCCGAGACGCGGAAUAAGCAAUCCAACGUUUUCAGUCCCAGAUGGCCCAGAACCGUGCACACCAGAGUUCACAUCCAUGUCCGCGUGCUACGGAGUCUGCACCAUACUCGAACAGAUCAUAUAUCACCUCAAUGAUAAACAAGACACGAAUCUAACCUCGAUAAAAGACCUCCUCAGACAGUUGAGAGAAUGGAGCUCGGCACUACCAUCGAGCAUGACAAAUUGCACCGUCAGCUCGUCGAUUUCACCUGAGCAGUGGUGGCAGACCUUGGGUAAUUUUGCUGUCUCGGCAUUUUAUUAUUAUGCUGUCAUGUUGGCCACUAGACCGAUUCUGAUAUCCUACAUGCUCGCCAAGCUGAAGCGCUUGGACCGAUCAGAUGGAACUUUAGGGUCGCAUCCUACAAUUGAUCGAGAGACGAAGGAGUUGGCUCAGGUAUGCAUCGAUGCGGCUGUUUUAUUGGUAGAGACAACGCGCAGAACGGGGUCUGCUGGCCUGCUCAUACAGAACAUGACAUUACUCAAGGCUUGGAUAUUCAGCGCCUGCCUCAUAAUGGCCUUUUCCCUCUUCGUGGAGGCCACGCUAUCCGAACGAUCAACAACGUUUGAAACAGAAGCAGCACUGCACAGUGGCAUCGGUAUUAUUCGGGAUCUGGAUCGAACGAGUCCUCAAGCCCAUCGUUACAUUGACGUCUUGACAGAGCUUCGCAAUGCACUCCAGAGCUAUCGCGAACGUCUCAUUCCACCCCGGAGAAAGAGUAGUGGACAGUUCCUCAGCCAAAUCUUUACACUGGACCAGGAGAAGAGUACACCAGCAGCUCAGGACACUGAGAUGACCGGACUGGCGUCUACAGUUGUACCGCCUGAGCUUGGUGACGAAUCAUCUGGAGGGCUGUUAAUGCUGCAGCAGGUAACAGAGGCGACGCAGAAUAUGAGCAAUAUGUGGCGUAUACCAGAUGAAGGUCAGGCAUUCGUUGAUGACUGUCUUCCCUUGUCAAUAGGUGGAUUGGAUGUGCACUGGAAUGGGAUAUCGGUCCAGGGAACGGAUAACUUUCUGUUUGAUACGGAGCCAUUUACUGAGAUGCUGAGCCAUUUCUAA